This is a messenger RNA of Syzygium oleosum, 4915 nucleotides long. Its product is annotated as disease resistance protein RPV1-like. The coding region runs from base 198 to 3968 and encodes 1256 amino acids. The record is from RefSeq and is a predicted model, not a curated record. Gene Ontology annotation, molecular function: ADP binding. The transcript is spliced from 8 exons. Gene Ontology annotation, biological process: defense response; signal transduction. Lineage: Eukaryota; Viridiplantae; Streptophyta; Magnoliopsida; Myrtales; Myrtaceae.
ACUCUCAGAAUAUUGACCCAAUCCUCGUUUCUAAGUUUAAUGACCACAACACUGGCCCAUUCCGCUCCUUGAGAUUUGAAGCUGCCUUGGCUUCUUGUAUUUACUCCAUCCUGAUCUUGAGUGCUGCCUCUUGUCUCUGCCAUUCCACCAUUCCCCUGUAUUUCAAACUUAAAUCCUUCUUGUUGCUAACUCACAAAAUGUUUGAGUACUUGUGGUUGCCCUGUAUGGUGACUGUUGCUGCCAUCGCUCUCUCUGCUAUCCUGUUUAAAGAAUUCCUGAAGAAAAGAGCAGGUCAGAUCGCUGUAGAGGGCAGAGCAGAUAAUGAUUCAGCUGCAAAGAAUGGAACCAUGGAGAGGGCUGCUCGUACUUGCACUUCGCCACGAGUUAACGAAACGUCAACAUCUUCAGGAUAUGACUAUGAAGUAUUCUUGAGCUUCAGAGGACCGGAUACUCGAGAAGGUUUUACCGAUUUUCUCUGCACUAGUCUUAAAGAUGCGGGCAUCCGCACAUUUAAGGAUGACGAAGAGCUCCGCGUUGGGGAAGAGUUUGCCCCAGAACUUCUCAAAGCAAUUAAUCAGUCGAAGAUCUCAAUACCUAUCUUUUCGAAAGAUUAUGCCUCUAGCGUGUGGUGUCUCAAGGAGGUAGCCCAAAUGGUCGAGUGCAAGAAAAAUAAGGGACAAAAGAUCAUGCCCAUUUUUUAUGAUGUGGAUCCUGCAGAGGUUCGUUAUCAAACUGGAGGUUAUGGAAAGGCCUUUCUUUCACAUGAAAAAAGGAAGCGACACGACAAAAAGACUAUGCAAGAGUGGAAGGAUGCUCUCAGCGCAAUCGGGGCAAUAAACGGAUGGGACCUGCAUAGCGAGAAGAACAGGCGAGAAGGCGAGUUUGCAAAAAAACUCACCGAGGAGGUUUUCAGAGAAUUGAAAAAGGCUUAUUUGGUGGUAUCAGAUUGCUUGGUCAGUGUCGACAACCAUGUGGAUGCAAUCAUGGAAAUGAUUGGUGCCGAGACAAGUGAAACGCGGAUUAUAGGAAUCCAUGGGAUGGGUGGCAUCGGAAAGACGACUAUUGCCAAAAUCAUCUACAAUCAACUUUCAAAAAAUUUUGAGGGUUGUUGCUUCCUUUCUAACGUCCGUGAAACGUCAAAACUCGAGGGCAUUCACCGCUUGCAGCAUCAGCUCAUCUCUGACAUCCUCAACACGAAAUGGACGGAUAUAAGAAAUAUUGAUGAAGGGAUUAAGACCAUUAAAGACAGGUUGUCUAAUAAAAGAGUCCUCCUUCUUCUCGAUGAUGUGGAAGAAAAGGAUCAUAUGAAUGCACUUAUAGGAAAUCAUGAUUGGUUUGGUAAAGGGAGCAAACUCAUUAUUACUACAAGAAAUAAAGAUGUUCUCAUAGUUCCGGAAGUGGACUGCACUUAUGAGGUUAAUUUCAUGGAUGACUGUCAAUCUCUUCGACUCUUUUGCAAACAUGCCUUCAGAAGAGAUUCCCCUUUAGACGAGUAUAUCAACCAAUCCCAUAGGGCAAUAUGCAUUGCUGGAGGUCUUCCGCUAGCUCUAGAAGUCAUAGGCUCACUUUUAUCCUGCAAAAAUAUGAAAAUGUGGGAUGCCACAUUGAAGAUGCUAGAAAGUGUUCCUGAUGAUAAAGUUCAAAGUAAACUGAAAAUAAGUUAUGAUGCAUUAAAUGAUCGGCAAAAGUAUAUAUUCCUCGAUAUAGCUUGUAUUUUCAUUGGAUAUGAGAAAGACAUUGUGGUUCAUUUCUGGGAUGAAUCAAAAUUUCCGGAAGUAACCUUGGAAGAUUUGCAGAACAUGUCUUUGAUAAAGAUUACAGGGAAUAAUAAAGUAUGGAUGCAUGACCAGCUCAGGGAUCUUGGAAGAGAAAUGGUUCGUCAAGAAAGAAAGAUGAAAAUAGAGAAGCAAAGUAGGGUGUGGGAUCCUAAGGAAGCAUUGGAUUUGCUGAGGAGACAUGAGGGAAAAACAAAAGUUGAAGCUCUUUGUCUCCGCUUUGACCGUGAGCGGCGGUACUGUUUUACCUGUAAGGACUUUAAGAGAAUAUCAAAUCUGCAGUUUCUUCAAGUUAAUGGUUCGGAGGAAUAUUUUCGUGCCGAAGAGAGGCUUCUUUGGCACGAAUCGCCAUCAAAUAUUCUUCCAACUAAUGUUUUUCAGGAGAAUUCAGAUCUCCUUCCGCAUUUACGAUGGCUUUCUUGGCACGGUAUUCCCCCAACAUUUAAGAUUGCAAAUUUCUCCAUGGAAGAUGUGGUUAUUCUUGAUCUAUCUCGGAGUAAGAUUACGCAUGAUUGGCAGGGGUGGAGCCAUAUGGAGGUGAUGAAGAAUUUGAAAAUUUUGAAUCUGACCGGAUGCAAUUGCUUGGAGAGAACUCCCAUCUUCUUUGCUGAGGUAAAUUUAGAACGAUUGAUCCUACGGGGCUGUGAAUCAUUAACUGAAAUUGAUAGGUCGAUUUGUCAUUUGAAAAGCCUAGUUUCCUUAGAUGUAAGCUUUUGUAACAAUCUUCGGAGGCUGCCAGAAGAGAUGGGUAGAGAUCUUGUGAGCCUUGAAUACCUAUCUCUGAAAUUUUGCAAAUCGUUCGAGAGGCUUCCAAAUACAAUCGGAAAUUUGAAAUCGCUGAUUGAGUUGGAUAUAUUUGGAACGGGGAUCAAAGAACUACCCGAUUCCAUCGGAAAUUUGGAAUCGCUGAUUGAGUUGAAUACAACUUAUACGAGGAUCAAAGAACUACCUGAUUCCGUCGGAAAGUUGAAAAAUUUGAAAUUAGUAAAGAUGAAUUGGUCUGCAAUGAGCAAAAUACCUGAUGCCCUCUGGACGAUUGAGAAGCUCGAAAAAAUAGAUGCCCUAUUUGGGCGUUUGAAAGUGGAAGUGGAAAUUGGCAAUUGCAUCUAUAGAAAUCGAUCCCUAAGGAUCUUGAAAUUGUGGAAUGCUCCAAUAUACGUGGUACCGAGGCUUCCGGAAAGUCUUAUCACUCUAGAGUUGUCUAGAUUGCAUAUGGAUACGUUUCCAGAUCUCUCAAACCUGACUAAUUUAAAGGAAUUGAAGCUGUGGUUUAGCGAACAUGAUGAUGGUGGGGAAUCUGAUGGGCCUGUGGAAGAAUAUCCGAUGCCACGGUGGAUUGGGAAUUUAAGCAAACUGGAGACUCUGGACCUAGACUCUUAUUAUGUGACCCACUUACCCACGGAUUUUAGUCUCCUUCCCCGACUCCAAAAGCUUAGACUCCGAUGCCCUAAUCUGCGUUGCCUCCCAAGCCUUCCCUCCAGUUUAUUAUCCAUGGAUUUGGGCUCUCGACACAUGACCGCCUUACCCACAGAUAUUGGUCUCCUUCCUCGACUCCAGACACUUCGACUCCGAUGCCCUAAUCUGCGUUGCCUCCCGAGCCUUCCCUCCAGUUUAUUAUCCUUGUAUUUGGAGUCUGAACACAUGACCGCCUUACCCACAGAUAUUAGUAGUCUCCUUCCCCGACUCCAAGAACUUCGACUCUACGGCCCUAAUCUGCGUUGCCUCCCGAGCCUUCCCUCCAGUUUGUCAUCCUUACGUUUGAACAAUUGCAAGUCAUUUGGUUCCUUGGAGAAUCUAUCGAAUCUGAAGGAACUAUCACAUCUUCAUAUUACCGACUCUGUAAUCUCAGAGAUUCGAGGCCUUGAUGGUUCGGAGAACCUAGAUUUGCAGCUUUCGGAACUUCAACAGGUGUGGAUAUUACCUGAUCUAAGUUAUCUCAACCAACUACGGCAUCUUCGUGUGUCCUACUGCGAUAAUCUGGUUGAGAUUCAAGGCGAACUACCACAAUUUUUGGAAGAAUUGAGUAUUUGUUGGUGUGGAUCUUUACGGAAGUUGCCAGAUCUGUCAAACUUGAAGGGACUGCAAUCUGUUGAAAUAUGGCGUUGCGGGAAAUUGAAUGUGGAGUCAAUUUCUUUGCUUUGCUCGGAGAAGGCAAUCAGAUUUUAUAGAGGCAGAGACAAAUCAGUGAUCUAAGAUGACGAAUCUGGAUACGAAUUUGAAUAUGGAUAUGAGGGAGGAGACUGACGGAUAAGUGCACGUUGCUCUUGAAAGCUUCUUGAUCGCCGACCGCGAAUUGUUCCCUCGCGUGCAAACUUUAAACGAAUUGAGGUGACUUCCUUGUACUGUAAACAAUUAGAUGGAAUGUGUGUCAGAAGGUCAUAUAAUAACUAUGGUUCUCAUCCUGGAACUUUACAGCAUACUGUGAAGAAGACAGACACCCUGUAUUGAUAUGCUUAUGUUCAGUUUAUUUUCUAGGAAAGAUGUGCUUCUUAGUGGGAUUUGCAAAUAUUAUGGAGAAGUCAUAAAAUGAAGAAAGAGGAAUUUUACUUGGGUAGCGGAUCAAUAGUUGGUGCAGCAAAACUUCCACCUCCAAGGGAGCUGUGGCUAAUUGGGCAGCUGUACAAAUGAAGACCGAAUAAAGGAAAAUGAAAAUGACAUCCAAAGUGAAGUUUUACGUCCACUUUUUAAUUACUUUAUGAGUUGAUGCCUGGAAAUCUGAAAAAGUUUAUUUUCCAGGAAAGGUGUGCUUCUUAGUGGGAUUUGCAAAUGUUAUGGAGAAGUUAUAAAAUGAGGAAAGAGGAAUUUCACUUGGGUAGCGGCAUCAAUAGUUGGUGCAGCAAAGCUUCCAUCUUAACAGGAGAGGAGAACUAUUUAGCUUCGCCAAGGGAGCUGUGGCUAAUUGGGCAGCUGUAUAGAUGGAGACCGAAGAAAGGCAGAUGAUGGAUGAAAUUUGAUGUUGACCGCGUUCCCUCACAAUCUUGGGGUGGUAAACCCUGUAUUCAUCUGUUUUGGGGGGUAAAAAAGCUAUUUAGGCAAACCUGAUUUUUUUUAACUUUAUUGUGGGCCCAAAAAAUGAUUAUUACAUUUCAUCUAAAUGUGUGUUCUCUUCAUUGUUAUGCAAUAGAACUUGCUUAUCAGUA